AUGCCAGACGCUAAAGUUAAAACCCAAUACCUUAGAACCAAUAUCAGUACUGUACAAUGUUCUAGCCGCAUGUUCAUCAUUGCCACAAUCCCCAGGAUCAACCAAGAGGGCGAGACACCACUAGCAACUGCUUACUUCCCUACUAAACAUCAGCCUCCAUUAUUUAUCGGCCCCGCACUAAUCACUUUAAACACCCGUCAAGCUGCAAGCUCUGCCAGCCCCCCGAGGACGAGAGCGAUGACUGCACUUGCGAUAGCAAUACCUGCUAUUGCGCCCGUAGAUAACCCCCCGGAGCGCUCGGAUUUCGCAGACGCAUUUGAAGGUGUGAUGGAAGGUAUCUUCGAAGGUGUGUUCGAUGGUGUGGUGUUCAGAGAUGAGACCGAACUGCUAGACGUUGUAGCCGCUGAUGACAGGCUAGAAGUCGUACCUUUAGGUACAAACGUGGAGACUGUGGCCCCGGCAGAGCCUAGAGUCACGGUACCAGUGUUGAGGGACACUUGGAAUCGCCCAAUUCCAGAGUAA
Venustampulla echinocandica is the source of this 522-nucleotide messenger RNA. RefSeq lists its product as uncharacterized. Bases 1 to 522 code for a protein of 173 amino acids. The transcript has 2 exons. NCBI's taxonomy places the organism in Eukaryota, Fungi, Ascomycota, Leotiomycetes, Helotiales, Pleuroascaceae. The record is from RefSeq and is a predicted model, not a curated record.